CAUUUUUCUUUCUUUUUAAAUUUUUACAUUUACGACACACCCAGUUUCUUAAGGUCAAUCCUUUUAGAUGAGUCAAGGACAGGAAGUAGCAUCUCAUCACUUCUCUUGAGAGGCCACAAGCUUCUCAAGUUCCACACAGAAAAGUCUUUUGGAAAAAUUUGGACUGGAAUCUGUCAGUGUCUGUAUGAGACAAACAGGUUUAUUUAUUUAUUUUUUUUAACUGUAAUCUUCAAACUUUUGUUGAUUACUUUUUAGACAGCCUCAUUUUUUUCAGUAUAAACUCCAUAGAUGUCCAUAGUCGCACUGUCCUUUUCUGCACUGACCUUGUUUUUGGAGGUCAGCUCCGCCCCUUUCAGGAAGAAAGGCUGGAGUUUUGAGAUUCACUCAACAGAUCCAUCUUUGGCCUUGCAUUUUCAUAAAAUGACCCCGGAGGGAAAAUGCUGGCUCGGUCUUGGGAAAUAAAUAUGAACUGAUGAGAAGUUAGUUUAUCUUUGCAAAAGAUAAGAUGGUUUAUAACCUAACUGCUGUACUCCUGUAUUUUAUACAAAAUACCCAAAGAUGUAAUGUUUCUAUCAGAGGAGAUGUGUCCUUUAUGGCUUCCCCCCAAGAGUUACCAUCUCAAAUCGUCCUAUAAAACAUUUUAUUACAGUGGGCUACUUUGGUUGGGUCAAAUCUGGAGGUGUGGAGUUAUCCUGCUGGUUACAGACCAUCUUAUUUCAUGCGAGAGGGGGGGUAAAGGAGUGGGGAGGAGCAUCAGGGAGUCACAAGCUCCCCAGCUCUGUCGCUCCACCCCCCGCGCGCUUGCUGAGGAUUGGUGGAGUGUGCGCGCUCAGAGCUGCCUUCCUGACCCUUCAGCUUCAUACUUUCAUCUUCUUUUAUUUAUGCACACAUGGCAUCAGUUUAUUAUUGAAGUCAUGGUUGAUGAUGGGUAUUCAGAUGGUUACCUGUCCCGAUAACCUCUGCUCUCAAAUGUGUGACUAUUGUAAGUGUGUGGGGUUAAGAGAAGCCCUUCUCCAGUGCCUUAAACUGACUGAAGUGGCGUCAGGCAGACAGCUCACCCUUUGUACUCCACCGCCUGCGUCAGAUGCUGGGUUAGAAAGUCAGAAACAUGCGCAGCAACAGUGAUGAUCUCUUUAUUUCAGAGCUGUGGAGGCUUCUAGAUACAAGUUAUUAAUCCACAGACCUUUUUUCCCCUACUCAUUGGCCAGGAUUCAAGAAAGCAGGCCAGGAUAAAGAAAUCCAAGUUUGAAAACUAUUUCAUGAAGAUGCUAGAUGAAUUAAAGACAAACGAUGAUUAAUAUUUCUUCCCUUUUUCCUUCAAAUAUGUAAUAAUAUUCCCAAAGAGAUGGGAUCAGUUCAUUUGGGCAAGAUCAAGCCAGUAACUGUCCUCCUGUAAGUUGAUUUAAAAUUUGAAUUGAAGGACAACUGGAAGGCUGACCUCAUGUCACUGAAUAACCACAGCAGAGCCUUUCUUCCCUCCCAGUUAGUCUGUAGGCAUUCCUCUUGUUUUUCUUUGGAAUAAAACAUUCAUUGCAUGACUGCAAACUAAGAUUACUAUGAUAGUGUUCAUGUUUGUUGUGAUUUUAUGUUUUAUUUCCAUAUUUUAAAAGAAGAAUGUAUUGUUUGAGAACUUUUACUAACGAUCUUGUUUUCUGAUUUUGUCUCUUUUGGUUUUUUCCACGACUGAUACUGUUAUUUAGAAGGUUUCAGGUGGGUGACACUAUUCCUGCGUAGGUGCCUGGCGGGAAGGAACUCUAGGGCAGCCUCAGUCCGCUCCUCUUCUUCCAGCCAGCUGCGACCAUCACUCUGACAAAGUCCAAAAAUAUGGCUUGCUACCUGAAAGCCAUUGAGACUCAGCCAAACUUUGCAGUGGCUUGGAGCAACUUGGGUUGUGUGUUCAAUGCCCAGGGAGAAAUAUGGCUUGCCAUACACCAUUUUGAGAAGGCAGUGACUCUGGACCCAAACUUCCUUGAUGCAUACAUUAAUUUAGGCAACGUUCUGAAAGAAGCCCGCAUCUUUGACAGAGCUGUGGCUGCGUAUCUGAGAGCCCUGAGUCUAAGUCCCAACCAUGCAGUUGUUCAUGGAAACCUGGCCUGCGUCUACUACGAGCAGGGCCUCAUUGACCUCGCCAUCGACACCUACCGCCGUGCUAUCGAACUGCAGCCUCACUUUCCCGACGCUUACUGCAACUUGGCCAACGCCCUAAAGGAGAAAGGCAAUGUAUCUGAAGCAGAAGAGUGCUACAACACAGCUUUGCGCCUGUGUCCAACUCACGCGGACUCCCUCAACAACUUGGCCAACAUAAAGCGUGAGCAGGGCAACAUCGAGGAGGCGGUCCAGCUCUACAGAAAAGCCUUGGAGGUGUUCCCAGAGUUCGCAGCAGCUCACUCUAACCUUGCCAGCGUGCUGCAGCAGCAGGGGAAACUACAGGAGGCCCUCAUGCACUACAAGGAGGCCAUCAGAAUCAGCCCGACAUUUGCUGAUGCUUAUUCCAACAUGGGCAACACACUAAAGGAGAUGCAAGAUGUACAGGGAGCGCUGCAGUGCUACACUCGUGCCAUCCAGAUCAACCCGGCCUUUGCUGAUGCUCACAGCAAUCUGGCCUCCAUCCACAAAGAUUCUGGAAACAUCCCAGAGGCCAUUGCAUCGUAUCGCACAGCCUUGAAACUCAAACCAGACUUCCCUGAUGCGUACUGCAACUUGGCACAUUGCUUACAGAUUGUGUGUGACUGGACCGAUUAUGAUGAACGGAUGAAGAAGCUUGUGAGCAUCGUGGCCGACCAGCUAGAAAAGAACCGCUUGCCCUCGGUGCACCCGCACCACAGCAUGCUGUAUCCGCUGUCUCACGGCUUCCGCAAAGCCAUUGCCGAGCGCCACGGCAACCUUUGCCUGGACAAGGUACUCGCACUGAUCAAAAUCAAUGCACUACACAAACCAGCCUAUGAGCACCCGAAGGACCUGAAGGCCAGUGGUGGACGCCUGCGGAUCGGAUACGUCAGUUCUGACUUUGGUAACCACCCAACUUCCCACCUGAUGCAGUCAAUCCCUGGAAUGCACAAUCCUGAAAAAUUUGAGGUGUUCUGCUAUGCACUUAGCCCUGAUGACGGUACCAACUUCCGUGUGAAAGUGGUGGCAGAAGCUCAUCACUUCACAGACCUCUCCCAGGUUCCUUGCAAUGGGAAGGCUGCUGAUCGGAUUCACCAGGACGGAGUCCACAUUCUGGUCAACAUGAACGGAUACACCAAGGGUGCCAGAAAUGAGCUGUUUGCUCUGCGUCCUGCCCCCGUUCAGGCUAUGUGGCUCGGUUACCCUGGGACCAGCGGGGCUGCCUUCAUGGACUACAUCAUCUCAGACAAGGAGACGUCACCUGUAGAAGUAGCUGAGCAGUACUCUGAGAAGCUUGCCUACAUGCCCCAUACCUUCUUCAUUGGAGAUCAUGCCAACAUGUUCCCUCACCUCAAGAAAAAAGCCGUGAUUGAUUUUAAGUCAAAUGGACACAUCUUCGACAACAGAAUUGUUCUUAAUGGUAUUGAUCUGAAAGCCUUCUUGGACAGCCUCCCAGAUGUUAAAGUGAUAAAAAUGAAGUGCGACAACAACCAGGAAUCUGCUGGAGACACAAAUGGAGCUUUGUCCAUGCCCGUGAUUCCCAUGAACACAGCGGCAGAAGCCAUCAUCAACAUGAUCAAUCAAGGCCAGAUCCAGGUCACAAUCAACAACUUCACAGUCAGCAACGGCCUGGCCACCACACAGAUCAAUAACAAAGCUGCAACUGGGGAGGAGGUUCUACGCACCGUUGUAGUGACGACCCGCUCCCAGUAUGGUCUCCCAGAGGACUCCAUUGUCUACUGCAACUUCAACCAGCUGUACAAGAUUGACCCUCCUACCCUCCAGAUGUGGGCCAACAUCCUGAAGCGUGUGCCCAACAGUGUGUUGUGGCUUCUUCGCUUCCCUGCUGUUGGCGAGCCCAACAUCCAGCAGUAUGCUCAGAACAUGGGCCUGCCUGCCUCUCGCAUCAUUUUCUCUCCUGUGGCGCCUAAGGAGGAGCAUGUGAGGAGAGGCCAGCUGGCUGAUGUGUGCCUGGACACCCCUCUGUGCAAUGGUCACACUACAGGCAUGGAUGUCCUUUGGGCUGGAACUCCCAUGGUAACCAUGCCAGGUGAGGAAGGUGAGACUCUUGCCUCCCGCGUGGCUGCCUCACAACUCGGCUGUCUGGGCUGCCCUGAGCUGAUUGCCCAAAGUCGCCAGGAAUAUGAAGACAUAGCAGUCAAGCUGGGCUCCGACAUGGAGUACCUUAAGAUGAUCAGAGCACGCGUUUGGAAGCAGCGGAUCUGCAGCCCCUUGUUCAACACUAAACAGUACACAAUGGACCUGGAGAAGCUCUACCUGCAAAUGUGGGAGCACCACAGCAACGGCAACAAGCCAGACCACUUGGUAAAACUCCAUACGGUCGAGACCAGUGAGAAUGCCUGAACUGGAAACCUUCUCCACCAAGUCCCAACUGUUUUUAACCAUCAUCGACAGCAUCAUUUGGUCGGGUUUCACUCCAGUUCUUCGUCCUUUAUUGACUGUCUUAUUUACAAACGGACUCCUUCCUGCACGGAGCCUACACAUGUUCACAUUUGAACUCAUCGCAUUAUUAAGCCACACACGUGCAUAUCCUAAGCCAGAUUGGGGCUGAAUUGUUCAGGCUCCUCGUCUGAGACUUUUGUCCAAAAACACUUAAUAUGUAUUUUGUGAGCAUGAGAAGGUAGUGAAUACCCCACGAACCCUUCAACUCUUGGAUCAGAGGAUUUUUCUUCUUCUCCUGUCGGUGUGUGUACAGGACUGAUUGCAGCUUGCAGAGAAAAUACCCAACUGUCUUCACUUGAUCUGUUUAGAAAUUAAAAGUGUCAUGUGUUUUAAAAUGACAAUGUUGCACCAUUGAAAUAGUACUUUUUGUCAGCUUUAACCUAAAUUAUGGAACAGAUGGCCUCAGUUCUUUAGUUGAAGCUGUUUUUAAAUGGCUACAACAAGUAAAUGUGCAAGUUUUAAGGAAGUGACGUCUUCCUUCGCACAAUGCCAAUUAGAAUUAUUUUGUCUGUUAAGGAAUGUCUUUAGUUGUUCUUGUUGGGCUGUCUAUGAAUUGGACACUUGUUUAUUUUUUUAAAGACCCAAGUUGCAGUUAAAAUACCAUCUGUUCAUAACUUGAUUUUGUUUU
Messenger RNA from Nothobranchius furzeri (turquoise killifish), 5197 nucleotides. It is a transcript of the gene ogt.1, whose product is annotated as O-linked N-acetylglucosamine (GlcNAc) transferase, tandem duplicate 1. Gene Ontology annotation, molecular function: protein O-acetylglucosaminyltransferase activity; protein binding. NCBI's taxonomy places the organism in Eukaryota, Metazoa, Chordata, Actinopteri, Cyprinodontiformes, Nothobranchiidae. Gene Ontology annotation, biological process: protein O-linked glycosylation. The record is from RefSeq and is a predicted model, not a curated record.